Cyphellophora attinorum is the source of this 963-nucleotide messenger RNA. Its product is annotated as Inositol monophosphatase 2. The transcript has a single exon. Bases 1 to 963 code for a protein of 320 amino acids. Gene Ontology annotation, molecular function: inositol monophosphate 1-phosphatase activity. The record is from RefSeq and is a predicted model, not a curated record. Gene Ontology annotation, biological process: signal transduction; phosphatidylinositol phosphate biosynthetic process; inositol metabolic process. Lineage: Eukaryota; Fungi; Ascomycota; Eurotiomycetes; Chaetothyriales; Cyphellophoraceae.
AUGGGAGUCGACGACCCCUCCUCUGGCUCCUGCAGCUGGAACGUCAAUCUUGCCAGCAUCCGCCACGACAUGAUCUCCAUGGCCAAGCAAGCCUCCGAGAUGAUCGCCGCUGCCACUGCAGCGUCUCUGAAAUCCUCCUCGACCACAAACGGCACCGCCCCAGUAAACACCAAGAAGAAUACCGCCGACCUCGUUACCGAAACAGAUCAGGCAGUGGAACGCCUCAUUUCCUCUCGCUUAUGUACCAAAUACCCAACCUUCAAAUUCCUCGGCGAGGAGACCUACACGCCCGGCCAACGCCUCGGUCCCGAACCGACUUUCGUCGUGGACCCGAUCGACGGCACUACGAACUUCGUGCAUAAUCAUCCUUACGUCUCGGUCAGCAUUGGAUUCGCAGUGAACAAAGAGCCGUUGGUGGGAGUGGUGCUAGAUGUAGCGAGGCAGAGGAUGUAUGUUGGGACUAAAGGGGAAGGGUCUGUGGUGGUGGAUAUCGCUACUGGGACCGAGCGCAGCUUGCCGCUACGACAGUCGUCCGAGCCGCUGAAGGGCUUGGAUUCGUGUCUCGUGGCGAUCGAGUGGGGUAGUGAUCGCGAGGGCAACAAUUGGAAAGUCAAGAACGACACGUGGCGAUUACUUGGUGCGAGCAAGUCUGAGGGUGGCGCAAUGGUCCACUCUGCACGAGCGCUAGGAUCAGCGGCGCUGAAUAUAUGUGGUGUGGCGGAGGGCACACUGGAUCUGUACUGGGAGGGCGGGUGUUGGGCGUGGGAUGUUUGUGCUGGAUGGGUGAUCCUCAAGGAGGCCGGCGGCGUUAUUGUGGAUGGGAAUCCGGGACAAUGGGAGAUCCCUGUGGAUCAUAGGAAAUAUCUGGCCGUGAGAGGAUCAGCGGGAGGGCUGGAGGAGCAGAAGCAGCUUGUGCAGGAGUUCUGGAGCUUUGUGCAGGGGGACAUGGAGUACGAAUCGUGA